UGGAAGACAAUGGGUUCCAUAGCAGAAGACAAAACAGCAACAUAUUGGGAAUCAUAAUUGGGAUUAAGGGAUUAACAUCGCUGCCCAGACGCUUUCUUCUCAGCCUCAUUCUCACGUACUUUCUCCUCUGUUCAUCGUCCCACUGCGCGGCGUCGACGCCUUGAGCGAGAAGCAACGGCGGGGGGAGUUGAUAAGGGCAUUUGGAUCGCCAAGAGGUCAUGGGGAGCCCCAAUCGGGAGAGUCUUUUCAGGAACAGAGAGAAGCCCCAUUGAAGGUGAAGAGAGGGGAAGGGGAAAAUAGAAGGUUUGGAGCAGAGGAGCGGCGGGUAGUCCCAAUUCAGGUAGCAGGGGAUCUUGGUGGCGAUGAAGAACUGAGACGCAAGCGGCGGAGCGGUGGUGGGGCACACCAGAAUAUGCGUUAGGGCUUCAAGCUUUUCGGUCCACGAUUUUGAGCAACAACAACUAGGAGGUUGAGAAGAUACACAUACAUGGGUGUAGAUUAUUACAAGAUUUUGCAGGUAGACAAGAGCGCCUCAGAUGAUGAUUUGAAGAAGGCUUAUAGGAAACUUGCCAUGAAAUGGCAUCCCGAUAAGAAUCCCAACAAUAAGAAAGAGGCCGAGUCCAAGUUUAAGCAGAUCUCUGAGGCUUAUGAGGUUUUGAGUGAUCCGCAGAAGAAAGCAAUUUACGAUCAAUAUGGUGAAGAAGGUUUGAAAGGUCAGGUACCACCUCCGGGCGCCGGAGGUCCAGGCGGUGCAUCGUUCUUCCAGACUGGGGAUGGGCCAACGAUGUUCAGAUUCAACCCUAGAAAUGCCAAUGACAUUUUUGCCGAGUUCUUUGGAUUUUCGACCCCAUUUGGAGGAAUGGGCGGCGGCGGCGGCGGCAGUGGCGGCAGUGGCAUGGGCAUGAGGGGCGGUUCGAGGCCAUUUGGUGGCGGCGUGUUUGGGGAUGAUAUGUUCGCUUCAUUCGGUGAUGGCCAGCCGAUGAGCCAAGGUCCGCGAAAAGCUGCUCCAAUUGAAAGGAGACUGCCCUGUAGCCUUGAAGAUCUCUACAAAGGCACCACCAAGAAGAUGAAAAUCUCCAGAGAAAUAGCUGAUGUUAGUGGGAAGACAUUGCCUGUGGAAGAGAUUCUAACAAUAGAAAUCAAGCCUGGUUGGAAAAAGGGCACAAAAAUAACAUUCCCAGAGAGAGGGAACGAGCAACCAAACAUGAUUCCAGCAGACCUGGUUUUCGUUAUAGAUGAAAAGCCACACAGCACAUUCACAAGGGACGGAAAUGACCUAGUCGUCACAAGGAAAAUCUCUCUUGCUGAAGCUCUAACAGGUUACACAGCCCAUGUCACCACACUAGAUGGAAGGAGCCUAACCAUCCCUAUUAACAAUGUCAUUCAUCCAGACUAUGUGGAGGUUGUUCCAAAGGAGGGCAUGCCAAUACCGAAGGACCCCUCCAAAAGAGGAAACUUGAAGAUCAAGUUCGACAUCAAAUUCCCCACAUACUUGACUUCAGAGCAGAAAUCUGGGAUUAAGAAACUUCUGGUGUCUUAAGACUGUGUCGCGUGCCGUACUCUUGUAAGAAUUUAGUAUCGUAUGAGGGUCUCUGUAAUCGCAAUGCAAAUCUGUUUUUACAUUGCUUUACUCGAGGCUUCACUGUCUCGAGGUGUGGCAAUAGAAGAAACAAUAAAUGUGGAUACUCUUGCAUGAAAGCUGAAUUUGAGCU
Messenger RNA from Cucurbita pepo subsp. pepo (vegetable marrow), 1712 nucleotides. RefSeq lists its product as uncharacterized. Gene Ontology annotation, cellular component: cytosol. NCBI's taxonomy places the organism in Eukaryota, Viridiplantae, Streptophyta, Magnoliopsida, Cucurbitales, Cucurbitaceae. The record is from RefSeq and is a predicted model, not a curated record. Gene Ontology annotation, molecular function: protein-folding chaperone binding.